CAGGGAAAUGCUGAACAUGAUGCCAUCCCUUUCAUCAUUAUGGGUAAAAGAGUCCUUGAAUGUCAUCAGGGAUAUGACCGAGACAAAAGGAACAACGAAAAGAAAAAAAUGAAAUCAAGAGAAGAUACUGAACAGUCCAUGAAAUUGGUUCAUAUUUUGUGUGAAUGGCCAAGGAUGGAUCUUCCCAUAACCAAGGGAUCAGGAAAUAUACUAGGCUACAAUAAAGCAUCUCUGUUUGAAAACAAUGUCAAAACAAAGCUGAAGGAAAUGUUGGAAUUAGAAGAGGGUGAUAAGAGGUGUUAUGAACCACAUUGGAGACAUCUACGUUGGAUUGACAGGAAUGACUUGACAGACCAUAAUGUGAUGAAUAACUGUUUGAAAGGAAUGAAAGAAAGAGAUAAACUUUUUCAUAAAAAGGGAUGGGCUGAAAUAAGUGCUCUUGUUUUAGAAGAAUUCGGCUUGUUUAAACCCAAAACAAUCAUUGGUAUCUUUAGUCCUCCAGGGUUUUACCUUAGUUUAAAAAACUGCACAAAUGGAAAACUAAAAGCAACGCUGGAAGAUGGGCCAGGACAGAGAUUGAAUGAGGGAGUUGCAUACUUUAGGGAUGUAUUGCUUGUAGAAGCAAGAAUUCUCAUUGCCUCCACUGUAAAAAACAUUACUUAUAGCGAAGCUGAAAAACUUCUCUAUCCAUUGAAAUAACAAUUAAAAACAGCAUUGAUAAAGAGUAAAGAUAUAUAUAUAUAUAUAUAUAUAUAUAUAUAUAUAUAUAUAUAUAUAUAUAUAUAUAUAUAUAUAUAUAUAUAUAUAUAUAUCAGGAUAUGAUGAAAUAUCACUGUUGUUCAAAUAGACAGUCAGGGCAAAUUCAUGAUGUACUUUGCUACUGUAGAUGAGUAAAGUCCCUAACUCUUAUAAUCAUGAUUUCAUUCAUAUCACAUCCACACCAAUUCCAAAGUGUUGUAUCAAUAAUUCUUACUUGAACCAUUCUUUAGUAAAUGUUGGAAGAAAUUGAUGAAAAUUUCAUAUCAAUUGACUAGAGGAAAAUAUUAACUUGUUCUGUUUUUCUGACUUUAAGUGAAACAAAUUUUACAUUCAACAAUCAUUGGAUUUUUGUGUUAUUUUAAAAGGAACACUCGUGCAGCCACAUUUUUUUUUCAAUAAAGAACUUAAAUUUGUAUAAUUAUCAGAUGAUUAUAUAUCCAUAAUUUUAAAGUGAUUCAAAAUGGUGUACAUGUAAUACAUUCGCAUGGACUUAGAAUUGUAUGUGUAGCUAAUUUUGGAUGCAGAUCAUUAGUUGAACUGUAAUAUAUGUUAAAUAUUUAUGAAUUAACUCUGUUGGAAGUGAUCAUUCAUAGAUGAUGCAACUUAAUAUUGUUUAAAAUUUGUGCAAAGCUGAAUACAAAAAUACCUAAUCAUAAUUUUAAGUAUCAAAUCUCUAUUGUGUGAAAUAAAUUACUUUCCUACAAGUUUUA
This is a messenger RNA of Saccostrea cuccullata (small rock oyster), 1469 nucleotides long. RefSeq lists its product as uncharacterized. The transcript is spliced from 7 exons. NCBI's taxonomy places the organism in Eukaryota, Metazoa, Mollusca, Bivalvia, Ostreida, Ostreidae. The record is from RefSeq and is a predicted model, not a curated record. Bases 40 to 699 code for a protein of 219 amino acids.